UGUGAUAUGUGCUGAGAACAAUAAUUAAUACCUACAAGCACAUAAAACGAGCAUAGCUAUAUAUUAGAAGGAGCAUAGUCUUGUCAGAGUUUUGCCUUUUGAGGGACUAAAUAACCCAUUGUAAAACAUAUAGCGAAAAGAAUAAGAAUAAUUCCAUACACUUUAUCAUAAGCAAGAUUUGCACUCAUCUUUCACUUAUUUUGAAGGUAUCUUUCUUUAUGAGGUAGAGAAAAGAAUCCUUUUAAAACCUCUUGUAUUCGAUCACAUACAUAUCAACAUUUAAGUACUUUGUAACCCGAUUUCUAGUACUUAUUAUGGAUGUACCAUGCAGUGAAGAACUUGAAGAAGACGAGUUCCCACGACCCAUGAUGACCUCACUAGAAUGCGCAGUCAGUCCUAUUCACCACCUCCUCCUUUCCUAUCCAAUUCCGGAGCUCAUUGUUCCAACACGUAUCACUUCCUUUCAGAAGUCCGCUGACAUUCAUCAUCAGGACGACACGCUUGACAAUAAAAAGCACUCGGAAGCAGAACUUCAGAGUGUCCCUACAUUUUCCAGAGAAGCAGCUGAACCAGGACAAAGUGGUAGCAAUGAAUAUCGGUGGGAACUUACUGAAGUACAAAAUAUGGCACAAAACAUGCAGACAUGUAUCACGGAUCUAUUACGUUCUGGUCAAUGUACACGAUUCCUGCAGGAAGAAUUUCAUAGCGAAUCUUGUGCUGCAGCGUCCAGCACAUCUAUGCCUGCUACCGCUUCUACACCUAAGCAGUGUGAUGAAUCUACCGAUAUCAUCCCCACUGCUUCUGCUGUAUCAUAUUUGGAGAAGCAAGUUACUGAAUCGUUAAUGAUUCAGCUUAGAUCGGCAACCUCCCGAGCCACUACCAUUUCCCGUCCGAGUAGUUUGAAAGAUACUCCAAGUGGUAACUGGACUUCAGGCUCCCACAUGAUACCUCAGCCGCACAAGACCUCAAUGCCAUCUCAACAACAACAGCAGACGUCUCCUGAGGUCGAACCUCUAGUUCGAAAUUAUACGAUAACAGAUUCACUCACAAAAAAACAGAGUGCUUCUCCUAUAGUUGAAGUGAACAUCGCAAGUAAAGAUAUUUUAACCGAAAUGUUAGAAAAUAUGAAUACCCUUUCUGAGGAUGUUACAGGGUUUCUGUCUUUUGCGUACACACCUUCUUUGGGACCCGACUCAUUCAAAGAAGUUCCGAUGGAUAAGUUGUCCUCUUUGGUUUCUGCCUUAGUAGCGGAUGACAAAGCCGAGGAGGGAGGAAGGAACCCGUCAUCCUACCAAAAAGACUGGCUAAGGACCGCACGUGCUAUGUGCUGCAUUACACUCGUGUCCUACACUGUGUUUGAUGUCAAACUGAUACCUGACGGCACAAUUGAACGGCUCAUUACUAUCUUUGCUAGCGUUGUUCGGUACGUAACUGCUGAGCUAUACCGUCCUACGCCUGAGAAAAAUGUACAUGAAAGCAAGGUAGCACGGGGCCGAUGGACUAAAUGCAAUACAGCGGAGGCAAACAUGCUCCCAAUCAGCCAAGACAUGCCCAACGAGCUAAGUGUCUGCUGUAGGCAGCACUUUAUCCCCCCUAAAACGAUGCUGAAGUGGAUCGAAGCACUUCGUCUCUUUUUGCAACGAUUGGCUCCGGUUGUUUGUAAUCGCACGUUGGACUUAGUUCCGGAUACUGAACUCAUACGACUAGAGGAUCUUGUUUAUCAUGUGCUUUUCGUGGCCCCACAUCGAUCUGUAACAAGGGACGUGUACCUCUGGUAUACUAACUACAUAACUGACUGCGCUCUGCAUACCUAUCGUUGCUUGUGGAAUCGACUCGAAUCUCAACGCACAGUCACAGCUAAGCGUUUUUUCUCACGAAUGCUGCUCUCUAACUAUCUCACACUGCGAACCCUGGUGUGUCUCGAUGGCAAUAAGCUGCUGCCGUUGACUGUGGCAAUUCUAAGUGCUGCUCAGUCAGUGCCAAUUGAUACCAAUGCAUCUGGUUCCCACCUCACAGUCUGUCUUCAAAGCCAAUGCGACUUGUGGGCUGACUGUUUGUUGAAUCAACUAAUUUUCGAGCACGAAAAAGAUGAGAAGCCACUCCAAACCAUUACUUGGAGCAUACUGACCUUGUUUCUAGAGGAUCUAGUGAAACUCAUUGGAGCACCGGACUGGCCAGCUGCCGAUAUGCUUCUUCGCUCAUGUGUGCUUUCCCUCAUAAAAGCGUUUUUUGGAAACACUAUUCGCCGGAAAAGUACUAAAAGCAACAAGCUUGCUUCCUCCAACAUUACUGUGCAUACCACUGCUGCCAUUGACGUUAUUGCAGAAGUGACGCUAAAACUUUUUCAUCCGACGAUAACUGAUCUGUCUUCAGUGCUUCAGUCCCAAAAGCUACAAGGAGCGGAAACUCUCAACGGAAUGAUGAACAAGACUCUUUUGGAAUACUGGGCUAAUGCGAUGCAACAAUGUACAACAAAAGGCAAGUCUGUUAAAACACACGAAAAUUCAGGUCCAUCGCGGCACCAACGUGGCGCCGUAAACAGCAAAACACGUAAAACUUAUGAACUAGAUACAAAGGAAUGUGAUACAGCUUCAACCAGUGGGCAAAAUUCCGAACAUCUCGUGUCGAAGGAUGAAAAUCUUGUAAUAUCCAUCACAAACCAAAUUCGACGGUUAAUUUAUUAUGCACUUUCUCAUUAUGUAGAAACAACCUCGGAAGCGGAUGAGGCUUCGCUAUGGUUUCACGCACGCGCCGUCCACGUGUUAGGUUGGCAUCUAAACAACACCACGCCUUUACCGACGAGCGCGUUAGAUCAACUGAUCCAGGCCAAGGCAGUACCAUGUGCGGGCGUACGCGUCGAUUUAGCUGAACUUCAUCAUUGGGGGCGUACGUUGCGCGCACAUGAAGAUGAAUCGAUGCUUAACGUAAACUCGCGGCUAAUGCUCGUCUCUCUUCUACUGAAUGUUCUACAUGUCAAAGAUGAUCACGGACAGGAAACAUUGAUAGCCUCAGACGCAGUCGCCAAGAAAAGUCUACAUCACCUUUCGCGUAUCGCUGAGAUGUGUCCGUCGGUAUCUCGGUUAUUAUGGCCUGUUGCACGACGAUGUGCUCGAGAGAACUGCGUAUACAUGCGCGAAUUGAGUGUGUCGCUGCUGCUGACAAUGGUAAGGAGUGUGCUAACUGCUUCCGCUGGGGUAAGCACUCUGUCUAUGGAAGAGAAUAAUCUUACCACCGACGCUGUCAGUCUUCUGCUUCGGCUAUUAGAAGACAAAAGCGUAACGGUGGUGUCGCGCGCCAUAGUGGCUCUUGAAACGUUGGUAACGAAUCGCCUGUAUGCUAGUCUACUGGAUUCAACCCCAGGCAAAGAGCUCUUUGGCUUCAUCCAAUAUAGGCUGCUGUUAAAAGUAAAGAAUCCGAAACAUACCACCGAAAUCAUUAGGCUUUUUUGCAAGCGUUGGGUACUCGAAUUCUCGGCGAACGAAGAUAUGGUUUCCACAGCGAUGGGUAUGAUGCAUCAUAUCCGUCUCACUUCUGAGCUUCUUGCCCUUGUUUUGAGGAGUGCCCCUGAGUAUCCGUUUGAGGUGCAAGACGAUCAUCCUCUUAUCCAUCUGCUGCAUGGUUUAAGGCAGCUUGAAGCCACAGCGCCAUUGUUAGAGACUGCAGAAAUUACUGGAAUCGUGCGAGAGCUGCAGAAAAGUAGCGGGGGAGAUAUACAGCAUAUCAUGCGAAAUGUAGCGCGAAGUCUAUGGAAUAGGCAACAAACUGCAACCACAGCCAAAGAAAGUGUUCUCUGUAUGGCAACCCUUCGCGUGCUCGCAGUUGUGGCAAACGAGUGGAUUGAUCCAUUAAUAGAUAUCAUUGUGUCUGGGCUGGAAGAUCCCUUGACUUCCACACCUCUUUCCUUGAAGGACCAGCUAUCUAAAAGAGGGAAUGAAUGGCUCGGUGGUGUGCUUCUGCAAACUUGCCAUAUUAUCAAAGCGGUGCUCUCAUCCCCCAAGGUCCCAACUAUAUCCCUUGAGGACCUCGCCCGCUCUUUGACAAAACUAUUGUCUAAGUACACAGGACCAUAUCAACAGCGCAUCAUCGCGUCUUCAUGUGGUGCGCUUUCCUCAAUGAUCACCUGUGGUGCUAAGCACAAGCUCUCUUCUUACAUCAACCAAAACUACUUACGAGUCUGCUAUUCACUUAUGAACUUGUACUAUAUGCGCGUAAAAGGCCUGCUGCCGGAGCUGAUGAACCAACUUCAAAACAUUGCCUACAUACAGCGCUUUUUGUUUCUCCUUUCAGAACUGUUAAGGUCAUACCCUGGAUGGCGCACACCUCAUCCUGUGCUGUACCAAGAUGCCGCGGCAUCAUCCGGGAGCACUGUCCCUAAUAUGUUAGUCAAGGGUGGCGGUAUUUGUGAAAACAUCUACAAACUGGUCGUGGAGGUCCGCACCCAAUGCGACAAGGAUACUCGUUCACGGCUAAACGUGAUUACGCUUCGUGUGCUAGCAUCAUUAUGUAUGCUGCAGCCUAUUGAAUUUUUGCAUCGGUGUGAAGCCUAUCUUAUGGAAGCGCUCACUGACCCGACUGAUGUGACUCACCAAACGCAAGGCCUCAGUUUCAUACUAGAUUUCUUGGCCGAUGAAGACGCUAGGGUUGAUUGCGCUUCACGUCUGGGAUCAAAAAUGAGCCCAGAUGCUUCUGUAUUAUUUGAUCAAGAUUCGGAAAAAAGUGACAGGGAGGGUGGUGCGCAUGUGAAGUCACGAGGCCGUCAUCCCCCCAGAGGUAUUAAAAGAACUCGUGUUGCUAUGGCGUCUGCACAGGAUGCUCUUAGCCUACCAGAGCAGAGCAGCGGCAUGGCCACCUGGGUCAUACAACAAUUUCAUUCACAUAUCAUUGAGCGGUGCAAAACCCAGCACGUUACGAUUCGCAAACUGUGUUUGGACAUACUACAGUUGACCUCGCAGGGUAGGCUUUUGCCGCCGGUUAAGUAUCUCCACGCAGUGAUCGCACUGGCGGCGGAUGUCGACCCUGGGCUUCGGCAGAGCUCGGUGCAGUUUUUACUCACGUAUCAUGAUCAGCACGAAGACAUUGCAUCGCUCGCAAGUCGCGGAAUAGAAUUGACAUACGAUAUUCAUCACUUGUGUGGUGUUAACCUUAUUCAGAGUGCGGCCACCUUCAGCGACGGCGCAGCUGUAGGACAAAGCAUACACGCCCCACUCUUCACACUGAUGCACAAGCCCUCUCGGGACGGGGUUAUCGUGUCCCUGCUGAGGUACUUUUACAAUGAAUCCAAAGCAGAGGCGUGGGUAAGUGGAAAUGAUAAUAAGGUAUCUGGGAGGCCUAUCGAGGAUAUGUUUUGUGUUUCGAACCCCAUUACCUUCCUGGGACAUCUGGCAGUGGUUAUUGCCACACUACCAUUUAGCUCUGAAAGCGAUAUUUUGCAUCUGGCACAGCGCUGCCGCACUGGUAUCGACCUACACGGCGAAAGUGCGCUAGAUCAGGUCUCAUCCUUGCUCACAACCUACCGGGAGACGAAAAGUGGAAGUGCACAAGUGGGUGACAUUAAGCAACCUCUUAUGGAUAUUGUAUCUCUCUGGAAAUGUGUGGGUAUGGUGCUUCUUGUAUAUAUUUACCGCGCUGUGUGCACGGAACACCGACUGAAGUCAUUCAAACUGCAUAAUUCCGCCCUACGGGGCAACCUCUUGCAUACUUCACUUUACCAACAAGAUCACAAAAACAAUAAAGUUGGAGUAUUCCAUCUUAGUGUGAAAACAUUGACACGCCAUGCCAGUACUCUCCUUCCCCUAUGCAGCGGACUUAACAUCGUCCAUGAACAUGGUAAAGUAGUCAACGGAAAGGAACAAAGAAAGAGUGCGUCUGCACUAUUGGUGGUUUCAUCCAAAGAAGCAGAAGAAGCUUUAGUGUUUCUAUGUCAAGAACUUGAAAGCGGGAUACUUGAAGAAGGCAUCGGUGGCGUCGAGCGCGGAUGUAGUACCACACUGUCAGCAGGUGCAUGCCAGCGGUACACGAAGAAACGAAUACGUGUAACCACAGGCAGGCACAAGCGGUACGUGCCGCGACAGAAGGAAAAUUUGAGCACACAAGAUGACACUUUCAGUAGCAGUCACUCAACUCAUUCAUCUUCAUCAGUCUCAGAAGGAGAUGAUGAUACUACUGAAGAGGAUAGCGAAACUACUGCUUCCUCAGUAAGUAUGUCAGCAGUGAAAGAGUGUGAUGCAGACUAA
Molecule: messenger RNA, 6233 nt
Organism: Phytomonas sp. Hart1
Lineage: Eukaryota; Euglenozoa; Kinetoplastea; Trypanosomatida; Trypanosomatidae
Source: the annotation of a GenBank genome assembly